AUGUCAGCAGCAAACAACCAAUCCUCCCUCAACGAAGCUCGAGGAGCAGGAACCACAUUCGGCCCCAACACCAACUCCUCCUCCUCAGCAACGCCCGCCAUGUCCGUAGGUUCAGCAACGGCAGCCGGGCACGGCGACCACCCCAAGGACAACGCCGAUGACAGCAAUGCCACUUUACCAGGAACCAAAGUCGGUCCUCAAAACGAAGACCUGGAUGGCGAGCAGAUGGCUGUGUUGGCGGAGGGGAAGGUGAUGGAUGCGCAGUUUAAUAAGAAGAAUGCGGGGUGGGGGGAGGAACAAGGGUUGAUGAGUAAUUUGGAUCGACAGAAGGAGGAGCAGAAGGAGAAGAGGGAGGAGGUUAAGGCGCAACGGAGCGCGGGGGUGAAUGUCGAUGGUGGUGCUGGACAGAGGACUGGCAAUGAAGAUUUGAGUGCGGUAUAG
Glarea lozoyensis ATCC 20868 is the source of this 441-nucleotide messenger RNA. RefSeq lists its product as uncharacterized. Bases 1 to 441 code for a protein of 146 amino acids. The record is from RefSeq and is a predicted model, not a curated record. Lineage: Eukaryota; Fungi; Ascomycota; Leotiomycetes; Helotiales; Helotiaceae. The transcript has a single exon.